AAGGUUUCGGUCUGAUCGUAUUAACUUCAGUGUCAACGCGUUAUUCGACGGAGAAGUGCUCAAGGAUUUGUUCUAUUCUGCAAGACUAAGAAAGCGUUUAUUCAAAGAUGUCCUACAAAGUUGAACCACUUCCUGACUCCUAUGCCGGCCUAGGAGAGGGUCCCCACUGGGAUGUGGCCACCCAGAGCUUGUACUACGUCGAUUUGGAGGCUGGAAAACUGCUUCGUUACGACUUCAAGCAGAACAAGGUGUACAAGACGCAGAUUGAAGGCGAGAGUUUCGCCGCCUUCGUCCUGCCGAUUAAGGGCAAGCCCCAGGAGUUUGCCGUUGGCUGUGCUCGCCGCGUGGUGAUUGUCAACUGGGAUGGAGUCUCGCCAGUGGCCAAGGUGGUGCGCACCCUGUUCGAGGUACAGCCGGAGAUGGAUAAGAACCGCUUGAAUGACGCCAAGGCCGAUCCCCGUGGUCGCUUCUUUGGCGGCACCAUGCGCUACAUUGGCGAUGAGUUUGAGUUCCGUCACGGUGAGCUCUACAAGUGGGAGGCUGGCGGCCAGGUGUCCAUUGUGAAGGGUGAUGUGGGCAUCUCCAACGGCUUGGCCUGGGACGAGAAGGCCAAGAAGUUUUACUACAUUGACACCACCGACUACGAGGUCAAGUCAUACGAUUACGAUUUCGAGACAGGCGUGUCCAGCAACCCCAAGGUGAUCUUCAACUUGCGCAAGACCAGCCCCAAGGAUCAUCUGCUGCCCGACGGUCUAACCAUCGACACCGAGGGUAAUCUCUAUGUGGCCACAUUUAACGGUGCCACCAUCUUCAAGGUCAACCCAAACACCGGCAAGGUCCUGUUGGAAAUCAAGUUUCCCACCAAGCAGAUAACCUCGGCUGCUUUCGGUGGCCCCAACCUGGACAUUCUCUAUGUGACAACCGCGGCCAAGUUCGACCAGCCGGCCCCAGCGGGCACCACCUAUAAGGUGACGGGCCUGAAUGCCACCGGCUAUCCAGGCGCCUAUCUAAAGGCCUAGG
Molecule: messenger RNA, 1020 nt
Organism: Drosophila miranda
Lineage: Eukaryota; Metazoa; Arthropoda; Insecta; Diptera; Drosophilidae
Product: regucalcin
Exons: 3
Coding region: 108-1019 (303 amino acids)
Biological process (GO): L-ascorbic acid biosynthetic process
Molecular function (GO): gluconolactonase activity; calcium ion binding
Source: RefSeq, a predicted model, not a curated record